Molecule: messenger RNA, 1751 nt
Organism: Passer domesticus (house sparrow)
Lineage: Eukaryota; Metazoa; Chordata; Aves; Passeriformes; Passeridae
Gene: PPP1R1B
Product: protein phosphatase 1 regulatory inhibitor subunit 1B
Exons: 8
Coding region: 152-802 (216 amino acids)
Biological process (GO): intracellular signal transduction
Cellular component (GO): cytoplasm
Molecular function (GO): protein phosphatase inhibitor activity
Source: RefSeq, a predicted model, not a curated record
CCUCCUCCUCCUCACCGGCUCUGCCUUCCCCACCUCCCGCCACUCUCAUUCCUCGCCGUACCGAGCCCCGGCUGCCACGGAACUCCGCUCGGUAGCGGUGCCAGGGACCCCCCCUCCCCACCCCGGGCUGCGGUGACUCCCGGCCGAGGCCAUGGACCCCAAGGAGCGCAAGAAGAUCCAGUUCUCCGUGCCGGCCCCCCCCAGCAACCUGGACCCCCGCGCCGUGGAGAUGAUCCGCCGGCGGAGGCCCACGCCGGCCAUGCUCUUCCAGCUCUCCGAACACUCCUCGCCAGAGGACGAGAACCUGCCCUACCAGCGCUCGGGCGAGGGCUGCCUGCUCAAACCAAAGAGGACCAACCCGUGUGCCUACACCCCGCCCUCGCUCAAAGCCGUGCAGCGCAUCGUGCAGUCCCACCUGGAGAGCGGCAUGGGCGGCGGUGACAGCUCCGACGGGGAGCCCGACGACGGCUGCGACCCCGACAGCGCCCUGGAGGCUGCCCCGGGGAGCCAGGGCAGAGCCGAGCGCAGCUACUUCCCCGCCGGGCUCAAGGCGCACAAGAGGAAAGGCGGGCAGAAGGUGUCCUUCGCCGGCGGCAUCGACGAGCGCGAGGAGGACCUGAAGUCCCUCACGGUGUCAGAGAUCCCCGAGGACCCCGAGGGCGCGGAGGGUGACGAGGAGGAGCCGGGCCAGGAGCAGGACGGUGGCACCGGGGAGCGGCGACACGUCGGCUUCGCCGAGGUGCCCUCGCGCCCCAUCGGCACCGAGCGCCACUCGCCCACCUUCCCGCUGGGCACCAGUUAGCUGGCACCGGGCACCGGGCACCGGCCCCCCCCCGGCACCCCCCGGCCCCCGCAGCUUCGCCCGUGCCCCCCGGCUGCCCCCCGCCCGCCCGCUGCCUGCGCUUCGCCUGCCGUGCGCCGUGUGCUGCGCCAUGCUGGGCCCUGGGCCCCGCGCCGUGCCGUGCUGGGCCGUGCCGGGCCAUGCUCGUCCAUGCUGGUCCAUACUGGUUCAUGCUGGGCCGUGCUGGUCCAUGCUGGUUCAUGCUGGGCCAUGCUGGUCCAUUCUGGUCCAUGCUGGGCCAUUCUGGUCCAUGCUGGGCCAUUCUGGUCCAUGCUGGGCCAUGCUGGGCCGUGCUGGUCUAUGCUGGGCCGCACUGGGCUGUGCUGCGCCAUAUUGGGCCCUGUGUCCUGUGCUGGUCCAUGCUGGUCUAUACUGGUGUAUACUGGGCCGCGCUGGGCCGUGCCGUGCCACGCUGGGCCCUGUGCCACGCUGGUCCAUGCUGGUCUGUACUGGGCCGCACUGGGCCGUGCCGUGCCACGCUGGGCCCCGUGCCACGCUGGGCCCUGUGCCACGCUGGUCCAUGCUGGUCUGUACUGGGCCGCACUGGGCCAUGCCGUGCCACGCUGGGCCCUGUGCCGCGCUGGUCCAUGCUGGUCUGUACUGGGCCGCACUGGGCCAUGCCGUGCCACGCUGGGCCCUGUGCCACGCUGGUCCAUGCUGGUCUGUACUGGGCCGCACUGGGCCAUGCCGUGCCACGCUGGGCCCUGUGCCACUCUGGGCCGCGCCAGGCCGCAUCGGGACCCCCGGCCACGGCCGCCCCCUCCCCGCGGGCCUCGUGCCCCCCCGGCUGCCGGCGCAGGGGCCGGGGACGGGACCCCCGGGCGCUGGCGGGGCCCGGGCCCCCCCUGGCUGCUGCCCCCCGGCCCCACGCGAGCAGAGCCCCCCGCCCGCAAUAAACGGCUGUACAGAG